This is a messenger RNA of Gigantopelta aegis, 2701 nucleotides long. RefSeq lists its product as uncharacterized. The record is from RefSeq and is a predicted model, not a curated record. NCBI's taxonomy places the organism in Eukaryota, Metazoa, Mollusca, Gastropoda, Neomphalida, Peltospiridae. Bases 1 to 1908 code for a protein of 635 amino acids. The transcript is spliced from 3 exons.
AUGCACAGAUUGCGAAGGCGCUCUUGUAACCUAACGUCCACCAACCUGUCGCUGAGGUGGGCUGCCAAUAGCAUCCUGCUGGGUGAUGGUGCUCACUGUCGCUUACUCACGUUGUGUGUUGCCAAUAGCAUCCUGCUGGGUGAUGGUGCUCACUGUCGCCUACUCACGUUGUGGGCUGCCAAUAGCAUCCUGCUGGGUGAUGGUGCUCACUGUCGCCUACUCACGUUGUGGGCUGCCAAUAGCAUCCUGCUGGGUGAUGGUGCUCACUGUCGCCUAUUCACGCUGAAACCAUUCGAUGACCCGCCAGUAUUUUAUGCUGAAGGAAACGGGCAAAACUGGCUUCUGUUGUGUCAUCAAGCAUCUCCAACUAAAAGGACUACCUUCAACAUUGAGGUGGGCAGCAAAGUUCAAAACUGGCUUCUGUUGUGUCAUCAAGCAUCUCCAACUAAAAGGACUACCUUCAACAUUGAGGUGGGCAGCAGAGUUCAAAACUGGCUUCUGUUGUGUCAUCAAGCAUCCCCAACUAAAAGGACUACCUUCAACAUUGAGGUGGGCAGCAGAGUUCAAAACUGGCUUCUGUUGUGUCAUCAAGCAUCUCCAACUAAAAGGACUACCUUCAACAUUGAGGUGGGCAGCAGAGUUCAAAACUGGCUUCUGUUGUGUCAUCAAGCAUCUCCAACUAAAAGGACUACCUUCAACAUUGAGGUGGGCAGCAGAGUUCAAAACUGGCUUCUGUUGUGUCAUCAAGCAUCCCCAACUAAAAGGACUACCUUCAACAUUGAGGUGGGCAGCAGAGUUCAAAACUGGCUUCUGUUGUGUCAUCAAGCAUCUCCAACUAAAAGGACUACCUUCAACAUUGAGGUGGGCAGCAGAGUUCAAAACUGGCUUCUGUUGUGUCAUCAAGCAUCCCCAACUAAAAGGACUACCUUCAACAUUGAGGUGGGCAGCAGAGUUCAAAACUGGCUUCUGUUGUGUCAUCGAGCAUCCCCAACUAAAAGGACUACCUUCAACAUUGAGGUGGGCAGCAGAGUUCAAAACUGGCUUCUGUUGUGUCAUCAAGCAUCCCCAACUAAAAGGACUACCUUCAACAUUGAGGUGGGCAGCAGAGUUCAAAACUGGCUUCUGUUGUGUCAUCAAGCAUCCCCAACUAAAAGGACUACCUUCAACAUUGAGGUGGGCAGCAGAGUUCAAAACUGGCUUCUGUUGUGUCAUCAAGCAUCCCCAACUAAAAGGACUACCUUCAACAUUGAGGUGGGCAGCAGAGUUCAAAACUGGCUUCUGUUGUGUCAUCAAGCAUCUCCAACUAAAAGGACUACCUUCAACAUUGAGGUGGGCAGCAGAGUUCAAACCUGGCUUCUGUUGUGUCAUCAAGCAUCUCCAACUAAAAGGACUACCUUCAACAUUGAGGUGGGCAGCAGAGUUCAAAACUGGCUUCUGUUGUGUCAUCAAGCAUCUCCAACUAAAAGGACUACCUUCAACAUUGAAGUGGGCAGCAGAGUUCAAAACUGGCUUCUGUUGUGUCAUCAAGCAUCUCCAACUAAAAGGACUACCUUCAACAUUGAGGUGGGCAGCAGAGUUCAAAACUGGCUUCUGUUGUGUCAUCAAGCAUCUCCAACUAAAAGGACUACCUUCAACAUUGAGGUGGGCAGCAGAGUUCAAAACUGGCUUCUGUUGUGUCAUCAAGCAUCUCCAACUAAAAGGACUACCUUCAACAUUGAGGUGGGCAGCAGAGUUCAAAACUGGCUUCUGUUGUGUCAUCAAGCAUCUCCAACUAAAAGGACUACCUUCAACAUUGAGGUGGGCAGCAGAGUUCAAAAGGAUAAAAGAGCCUUGAAUAUGAUCCAAGACCAGGAAGAUCGUCAACUGUCACCACUAAGGACGAGUCGCAACAAGUUACGUAGCCAAUAAGAACGGGUCUACGCCUGAAUCCGCAUCUGAGAAUAGAAUGAAAAAAGAAAGAAAGAAAAGAAACCAUUUGGCCCUUUUACAGCUAAACAUCUUAUAAAAUUUAUAUGUACAGGGUAUUGAUUGAUUGUAUUUUGUUUAAAACAGUGCCAUACAUCUCGUCUUGUCGAAUAAUGCUGUGUAUGAAUUUGAGCCUCCCGCGCGAUGUCACUGCUAAUACUCUAAUAUUAUGAAACGUGCGGCAUGCCUUAUGCUCCCGACUGAAUACUCGUGUCAAGUAACAUGCAGGACCGAUUUACAAUUCAAACAAACUGAAUUAUCCAUCUCAUUUAGACUCAUUUUCUCCUACGAACUAAAUACCCCAAAUAUUCGAAUACUUAAAAAUAUUCGAAUAUUUCGAAUAGGAAAUUGGCAAGCGAAUAUUAGAACCGAACACUAUACAAUUCAAACAGUCCCUUUCUUGAAAUAUUCAUUUGUGUGCACAUCUAUUUGUUUACGGUAGCUGUAAAAACAACAACAAAAACAACAACAACAUUUGGCGCCUGCUCUGGACAGCGCUGUGGCGUAACAGUUCUCCUACAGACAUGGUCAAAAUCAGUUCUCAUCUGCACACAAAACAUCUGACAGAGGAUCAUGGCUGCAUAGCCUCACUACUCUGUCGUAACUUCUCUUGUAAUCGGUCAUGUGCAGAUAUACGGUAUUGAAUAUACUACGGAAACAGCUUUUAUUGCACACUUUUACAUUUUACAUUGUCUGGGUGUUCAUUAACGCACAUUAUAGUCAAUUUUGUUUUUAC